AUGGAUACAGAUACAUUUAAAAAGGAUUGUAAAGCACAAUGGAGAAACCCAGAUGAUCAUGGAAAUAUAUUCGUUAAUACUAGAAAACCUGCAUGUGAAAGAGUUAUGACCCAAGUUGAAAAUAACAAAUUACAACAACUUGGAUUAACAGAAAAUCUACAAACUCUAUUUCAACAAAUAUUAAAAAGUCAAGAAGAUAUUAAAAAGAGACUCGCGCCUCCCAUAGAAGCUUUACCCCAUAAAGAUCCCCCAAAACCGAUUGAAUAUGGUGGUUUUAUAAUAAGGACAUUAGAUGAUAUAAAACCUAUUUAUCAAGAUGAUGAAUAUGCUGAAGAUGACGAAGUAGAUGAUUAUGCUGAAGACAAUUCAAUCAUACAAGAAAUAGACGAAUUGGAAGAGAAGAUAGCUAGAGAAAACAGUGGACAAGGCAUAACUUUUUUAUCCGAUAAUAAUGAAGAAUUGCUUAAUAGAUUAGAAAUAAUAUUAGCAGCAAUGAAAGAAGGUCAUCAUUCAGACAGACAAUAUAAUGAAGUAAAUUGCAUAUUAAAAAGAUUCCUAGAGAAAGGUAUUAUAGAUAAAAAUGAUUAUAAAAACGUAAUUGAUAAAAAUAUCCAAUAA
Lottia gigantea (owl limpet) is the source of this 618-nucleotide messenger RNA. RefSeq lists its product as hypothetical. Bases 1 to 618 code for a protein of 205 amino acids. NCBI's taxonomy places the organism in Eukaryota, Metazoa, Mollusca, Gastropoda, Lottiidae. The record is from RefSeq and is a predicted model, not a curated record. The transcript has 2 exons.